This is a messenger RNA of Truncatella angustata, 885 nucleotides long. RefSeq lists its product as uncharacterized. Gene Ontology annotation, molecular function: urate oxidase activity. Gene Ontology annotation, cellular component: peroxisome. The record is from RefSeq and is a predicted model, not a curated record. Lineage: Eukaryota; Fungi; Ascomycota; Sordariomycetes; Amphisphaeriales; Sporocadaceae. Gene Ontology annotation, biological process: urate catabolic process; purine nucleobase catabolic process. The transcript has a single exon. The coding region runs from base 1 to 885 and encodes 294 amino acids.
AUGGCUCGUCUCUCUGCAGCCCGCUACGGCAAGGACAACGUCCGCGUCUUCAAGCGUGACAAGCUGGCCGACGGCAGCGAGGAGGUCACAGAGUUGACUGUGUGCUGUCUGUUGGAGGGCGCCAUUGAGGAGUCAUACACCAAGGCGGACAACGCUUCUGUCGUCGCCACUGACUCGAUCAAGAACACCAUCUUCAUCAAGGCCAAGGAGUAUCCCAUCAACCCCAUUGAGCAGUGGGCCGCCAUGCUGGGUCAGCACUUUUUGGACAAAUACCCCCACAUAUCCGUCGCCAAUAUCGACAUCAUUAAGCACAAGUGGACUCGUAUGGUCAUUGACGGCAAGCCGCACCCCCACAGCUUCUACCGGGACGGCGAGGAGAAGCGCACCGUCGAGGCGCGCGUGACCCGUGAGGACAUCGUCAUCAAAUCCUCGGUCAAGGACCUGCUCGUACUGAAGAGCACGGGCUCCAUGUUCUACGGCUACGUGCAAGACGAGUUCACCACCCUAAAGGAGACUACAGACCGUAUUCUGUCAACGUCCGUGGACGCCACUUGGGAAUGGAAGAAGUUCUCAAGUGUCGAUGAGGUCAAGAGCAAUGUCGCCGCCUUCGACAAGGCCUUCCAGGCCACAAGGGAAAUCACCUUCAAGACGUUCGCUGAGGAGAACAGCCCCUCGGUUCAGGGCACCAUGUACCUGAUGUGCGAGAAGAUUCUGGAAGCAGCGCCCGAGACGGCUACCGUCAGCUAUGCGCUGCCCAACAAGCACUACUUUGAAAUCGACCUCUCAUGGCACAAGGGUAUCCAGAACACCGGCAAGGAUGCUGAGGUGUAUGCUCCUCAAUCGGGUCCCAACGGUCUCAUCAAGUGCACUGUUGCAAGAGAUUAG